Cynoglossus semilaevis (tongue sole) is the source of this 4205-nucleotide messenger RNA. It is a transcript of the gene ppp1r2, whose product is annotated as protein phosphatase 1, regulatory (inhibitor) subunit 2. Gene Ontology annotation, biological process: regulation of signal transduction. The transcript is spliced from 7 exons. Gene Ontology annotation, molecular function: protein phosphatase inhibitor activity. NCBI's taxonomy places the organism in Eukaryota, Metazoa, Chordata, Actinopteri, Pleuronectiformes, Cynoglossidae. The record is from RefSeq and is a predicted model, not a curated record. The coding region runs from base 534 to 1490 and encodes 318 amino acids.
ACUAGACAAUGAGUUAAGUGUUCUGAUACAACAUUGUGGUUUUAUAUAAAUCAGAUUACAGAUUUCAACUAAAACGUUUGAUUGGAGUACAGUUUCUACUGUCUCUAAGUGCCUUGAUCACUUGUAAAACAAAAAAAGGCAAAGAUAAAGAGUGGUUAGUGCCACCUACGUACAUACAAACGUACGUCUGUCAUAUACUUGUAAUACUUACUCCAGUGCAGAAGGGGGCAGUAGCGCAUGUAUCGACAGCCUCAAACUGCCGUGAAACACAAAGAUUAAGAAGCACGCACAGCCGUUGUACUGUCAGUCAGAGUGUCAGUCAGUCAGAGAAGAACCGGUGGGCAGACAUGCAGAUCUGCCAGACUCCUUUUUAAGGUUCGCCUGUGCUUCUGGACCGAGUGAUGACGGUGAGUGUGUUCAAAUCUGAGCCGGACGAGUCAGACGAAUCACAGAAACCAAAAAUCCAGUGACGCGGUAAGAGUGAAGCAGAGGUCCAGACACGCAGAGCCGGGUGUGACAGUCAGCGUGUGGGAAUGGCAGCUCCCCGGCCGAUUAAAGGCAUCCUGAAAAACAAAAACACCGGCACUAACGUCAAGUCGCAGCCCGAGGAGGCGCCCCGAGAGAAACCCGAACAAGCCCCUGGACUGUCGGAGGAGGAACAGCAAAAGAAAUCACAGAAAUGGGAUGAGAUGAACAUCCUGGCCACGUACCAUCCUGCCGACAAAGACUACGGCCUGAUGAAGAUUGACGAACCAAGCACUCCUUACAACAGGAUGGUGGGGGACGAAGAUGAUGAGGGGCUGAGUGACUCGGACAGUCACACUGGCCUUCCGGCCGAUGACCUGGCGUCAAAGCUGGUGGCUGCAGAGGGCUCAGAGCCUCGCUUCAUGAAUAAAGAGGAGGAGAGCAGUGAGGAAGAGGAGGAGGAGGAGCUGACUCCUGAAGAACAAGCCAAAAAGAAGCAAUUCCAGAUGAUGAGGAAGAUGCACUACAACGAGGGCCUGAACAUCAAGCUGGCCCGCCAGCUCAUUGCUAGUGAACUAGAAGAGGAUGAGGAUGCUGAUGAAGAGAUGAGGGAGGACACAGAGGAGACGGAGGAGAUCAGUGUUGACCCACCACCAGAAGAGCUACCAGGGAGGUCCAAAACAGUCGGAGGGAGAUUCAGAGGUGAGACAAAAAGGGCCAGAGGAGACACAGGAAGGGCCAGAGUGGAGACAGGAAGGUCUAGAGGAGAAUUAGGGAAGUCCAAAGUGGAAUCAUUGAAGUUGAGAGCAAAUCCAGGGAAGCCCCGGGCAGACAUAGCAAAGACCAGAGCAGACUCGGUUAGGUCCAGACCUAAUGCAGGCAGGUCCAGAGCCGACACAGGGAGGUCCAAAGCAGACAUGGAUGCCUUCAGAAUUAAUCCUGAGGGGUUCCAGGGGGACAUAGACAUGUCCAGGUCAGAUGCAGACAUGUCUGCAGCAGCACCAGCUGAUUCUCUGGACUCAUAGGUGAGGUCAACUCUCCUGUGUGUCCGAUCCAGACAGACAAUGCCACUGCGCUGUGUUUCAACUCAGCUGUAGAGUAGACACACCGCUUUGAAACUCACAAAUACACACCCCGAUAGCCAAUAACCCUCCGGUCACCUUUACUGUCUCUACUAUUCCAUAGAACUGUGCAAUAAAACCCCCUUGAAACACACUGUUUAUUUUACCUCCCAGGAUCAGAACAAAUGAGUGAAGACUGUUGAAUCCUCCUCCCUUUUCUCCUGUUGCCAAGAGUUUCAGUUCCCCCACCUCUUUUAGACUGACGUGACGUGUGUGUGUUUCUGACCCUAAAAGGACGAUCAGCCUCUAAAACUACACUGUUCACAGAACUCCCAUCUGGCCCCCCCACAGUCUCCCUCUGCAGAGCCAGUAUGACAGGCCUGUAAAAACAGCAGGGAAUCCCUGCAGUCUCUAAAUGGAUGUCUCCUGUACCUGCUGCACUUCAGAAGGCUUUUAAUGUAACUUUUUCAUGACCUGUGACCCACACGUACGUAUGCGUUUCCUUCUAGCUUCAGUCUCUAUUAGUUGAAUAUCAAGUCUCUCUUUUUGGUUUCAUCCCCAUUCACAGACCGAUGAAUGAUAACAUUUUGUUCUUGUUUUACUGUGCCAUCAAUUAUGAAUUAGUUCUUAUAGUAGUGAUUAUGUAUUAUGGGUAGAAAAUAAUCACAAUAUUAAGUUUUUAACGAGUUUCUUUCCAUAUUUCCAACUCACAACCACAGUGUAGUUUAUGUGAACUCCAGUUAACUGUAACAUGCUAGUGCUUGGUUUCUGCUCAUUCAAUGGCGAGACUGUUCCAUGUGUGUAGCAUAACAACCAUUAAACUUUUUUUUGAUUUAAACUGUCCUAUAUACUGUACUAUGGCCUACAUAUACAAUUUCUCAGUAUUUAACAACAUAUCUUGCAGUAAUGGUUCCUGAACAAGAAGUUGUGCCCUCUAUAGGUGGGUUGACACUAAUUCUGUGUUAUUUUGAAUUAUACCAGUAUUUAGGAAUACUGGGGUUAAAUGAUGUAAGGUUGUGUUUACCAAAAUUUUUUUUUAUUCAAUUCCAAUUACAUCCUGGUUCCAAUGGUUGAUUGUUCAGGUGCAACGAUUAAGUACUACGGCACCCGCAAACAUCACAUGCUAAUUCUUCCAAAAUUUGGGAAAAGAAACCAGUCUGCACCAGCAGAGUUAGAUGUGUAGUAUCCAACAGUUGUAUCCAUGUGUUUCUUUCAUAUGGGUAUUGUGACCAUGAAAUAACAACAACCCAUAUUUAUGUGUUUUGGCCCCCUCUUUCUGACUAUGUCUGUCACCUAUGUGUGACAUUUUUAAAUCGAGGAAAGUAACCGAAGUUACCUGAAUCCUGUAAAUCCAGACCACAGGUAGUUUCUAAAUUUCAUUGAAUAUUGUGUAUGGUACACCAGCAGUCUAAAAUCAGGCAAUUGGUUUUUUAACAAAGCAGUUAUGGCUCAGUAUUUUCUUUUUCCCUCCUUGAAUUUUCUCCGUGAAAGACGCUUACAGGAAAUGUUCAUAAUAAAUUUCCUGUUAAAGAUUAAAGCGCUUAUGACUUGUUUUCAGUUCACAGGGCAGAGUUCUGAUGUUUCACAUCUGAGGUGCAAUGCGAUGCUACUGCAAACAUGGGGAAACUGGCUUUUUGUGUAGAUGUGACCAAAUAGCAGCUCUAACUUGGAUCAUUUCUCAUCACCAAUUUGUGUGCACAUUAUAAUUAUUAGACACGCGAUAAUUAAGUUUUUAUUUUAUCACCUAUUUAACGUUUAUUUAUGACUGACCUAACUCAUGAGCUUUUUGUGUAAUGAAGGCUGGGCAGGUUGAGAAAGAAUUAAACCGAUGCUACUGACAGGAUUGAGCUGAGCAGAUCAUGUUUGAAAUAAUAUUUUGUAAUGUUUGGGGUUUGUUAAAGCAAUAGGAGUCUUAAAUGUAAAAAGAAAUUGAGAAUAAAGGAGAAAAGAACUGUGAAUUCUUAUUGUGCAGACAAAAGAUUUCACUCGAAUGUGUUGCAGGGUGAAUAGAAUUGUCUAUGGCUGAAAUGUAUGACGGAGACUUUUGCCUCUGUUGAAUAUAUUUAAUUUUUGUUCUAAUCUUUAAUGACCUUUGAUUGGAAUUGAGUUUAUACCAUAGAUAACAAACAAGACAAAAUGUCCUGUUUUUUGUUGUUUUGUUUCGUUCAUUUUUGAAUGAAGUGGCUUUUCUUGUGUGUGGACAAAACCUUCAUAUUGGUUACACAGAAAUGUAGACAUGUUUGGAAUUAGUAUUUGACUCCACUGUUGAUAUUUCCAAUAAGUCACUGAGUUUGUAAAAAGAUAAUGACAACAGCAGCAGAGAGACCUGAGAUGAUUUGUUAAUAUUCACAUGUAAGACAAAAGGACAGCGUCGUCCGGAACAUGACUGAUGUGAUCGCCUCGCUUCAGGUGAUUCUUACUUGUCUAAUGUGCCUCUUUAGUAAUUAUGAACGUGUGUGUGUAAAGUGAGCAGAUAAUUGUCUUUACUGUCCUUUUUUUUCUUUGUCUGUGGUUUGUUUUUUAAGAGUGACUUGACUGUCCAACAGCCCCAUCAUUGCACUGAAUUUCUCUCAAAAACAUGAGGAUAUUAAAUCAUGUCCUUUUUUUGUAUUUACCAUUCGCAUGUUGUUAAUCACCCGACUGUGUGAAUUCCGUUUGUCUAAUAAACAGAUGUUGUUA